ACUGCGUGUAGUUUCGAGCAUAGUGAAAACAUUCUGAUGAAACGCACUCAUUGAAAAACAAGAUCUGGUAUUCUGUCAUUGUUCUGUCGAUAAGCUAGACAAAUUCUUGAUCAGAAAGAAGACGACGUACCGUAGAAGAAUAUAAGCUGUGGUCAAUUGAUCGAACGAUUGGUGAUCGAGUGCUUUUACUGUUCGGUAAGUGUAAAUGUGUGUUAUCAACGACGAUUAUUGUGCAAGUACGGUGUACUUGUCGAAACACGAAAUCUGAAAGUCGAUAGUAAUCCACGGUUCAGGAGAGUGGUAUAAGGUAACGGUCCCUUGCUGCUUUCGUCAUGUCGUCAAAAUUGAUGAGGAAGACAAAGUUGACGGGAGAUGCUCGCUGAUAUGGAGGUUGUUGAGAAUUCCCUGGUUCGCGGGCCGCCUUUGCUUGAAAGGUUUCCCGGAAGUUUUCACACGAGAAACACGCAAAAAGGUAUCCAUUGAGGUAUUCCCGCGGGAUUUGGUGAGCUGGCGAAGCCAGGACUCGACAUCGUACGCUCGUCAUUCUCGGAGGAUACCGCAACACGUAUCAAAAUCAAUGAUAUCCUCGCUGCGCGAGGUCAAUUUUCCGCGAUGUUCUCGAUGUCUAGCUUGUGCACUGAGAUACUAAGGAAUAGAAGCAAAAGUUACGCGGCUGCUCACAUACACGCAGAAUGUAGCAACUUAGCUAAUGACAGUGAGUGUCCACCUUCUCUUAGUAACUUAUUGGAUGAACUGUUGAAUCCUGGUGAAGUUAUUACUGACAGAGAAACUAUUAACUGGUGUAAAUGGUUGAUAGCCAGUGGUCAUACGCCGGAGAAGUUCGCUAAGACAGUGAGAAUGUACGACAAUGCUACAACAUGUGGAUUGGUUUGGACACCCAAUUUUGUAGCAUAUCGUUGUCGUACAUGUGGUAUAUCACCAUGUAUGUCCUUAUGUACAGAAUGUUUCAAAAAGGGCAAUCAUCAUGGUCAUGAUUUCAAUAUGUUUUUAAGUCAAGCAGGUGGUGCUUGUGAUUGCGGUGACGCAUCUGUUAUGAAGGAAUCAGGAUUUUGUGACAGGCAUGGUCCAAAAGCAGCUGUUGAUAAGUCAGCUGCUCCUUCAAAUUUAAUGUGUGUAGCAGAAGCAAUGAUGCCCAGAAUAAUUCUUCGCCUUAUACAACAUUUACGCGAAAAUUGUACGGUGGGUCAACGAAAUUAUGAAAUUGUAAUUCAAGAUGCAGAUGAAUAUCUAACAAUGCUCAUUGAUUUUAAUAAGAUGGGUGCAUUAAUGAGGCAUGUUAUGACAUCAGCUCUUACUAAUCCGCAAAAAUAUAGAAGUCUUAUGGAUCCUACUGUAUCAACCGGAGAACCAGAAUAUGAUAGCUAUUGCCAAGACAGCAAUGAAAUAUAUCAAAAUGCAGUGAAAUCUUUGUCAAAUCCAGAACCACCUGAUGAAUAUAAAGAAUGUGCAUCUUUACAAGAACAUUUACAACAUACUACUUUCUUAGAGGAAUUGAUGUUUUGGACAGUUGUUUAUCAAUUUCCACAGAAAUUAGUUUGUUUGCUGCUAAAUAUGUUACCAGAUCCAGAAUAUAAGGAAGCACUUACUCGUGCUUUUGUACUACAUUACAGUAGAGUUUCGAUGAUGCUUGAACGCUCAACAGAUCCUGAUACUUUAAGCAAUAAAGUAGUCCAUGUCAGUGUACAGUUAUUCAGUAACGAAAGUUUAGCACUGAAAAUGGUGGAUCAAUUAAAGUUGUUGCAUGUUAUGGUAAUAGCUUUAAAAUAUAUGAUGAGUAAAAUAUUGAUUCAGAAUAUUUUACAUGAUCCAAAUAAAAAUUUUCACUAUGUAGUAGAUUGUGAACGACAGGUGAUGAAGGAACACUGUUAUUGGCCUAUUGUUUCAGAUUUAAAUAAUGUUCUUUCACAUAAACCUAUAGCUGUUAGAUUUAUGAGUGAUGAUACACUUUUAGAAAUGUGGUUCGAUUUUCUGUCUAUGUUUCAAGGAAUGAACGUGAAUCAACGAGAAUUAGAUCAACACGUUGAAUAUGAAUCUAAUACGUACUACGCAGCGUUUAGCGCUGAAUUAGAAGCUAGUGCAUAUCCAAUGUGGGCUUUAGUUUCUCACUUGCGUGGUCCUGAAAGUGCUGCUCUUACUCGUAGAGUGCUAUCAUUUUGUUUCACUGCAUUACAAGAUUGGUUAGAUGCUAUAAAUUUCACUUAUUCGAAUGUGAGUGAUAGUUUACAAGUAUCGUUUCAUUUACCAUUACAUCGAUACUUUGCUGUGUUCAUGUGCCAAGCUGUGCGCCAACAAGGAGCUACUCUCAAUGAUCUAUUGCCCCCUACUGAUAUGUUACAUCUUUUAAUAAUGCAUCCUUUACAAGUUCAGGUUGCCUUUUAUGAAAUUUUAAAUGGAUUAUGGGUGCGCAAUGGCCUUCAAAUAAAAGGCCAAAUUAUGACGUACAUACAGUGCAAUUUUUGUAAUUCAAUGGUAGAUGCGGAUCUUUAUCUGCUUCAAGUUUGUGCAACGAAGUUACAACCAGAGGUUUUUCUGAAAACAGUUGUUAAAAAGUUUCAUAUAAAACAAGAGAUGAGUCUUCGUUUGUACAAAACAUCUCAAAAUGAGUACAUGGAUGAAGAACAUGAUACACCAAUGUUAGAAAGUUUUUUAACAUUUUUGGCUAUAUUAGUUAAUGUUCGAACAAAUUUAGGUUUGUCUGAUCCUGAAAUGUCCCGUUUAGAAAUGGUUACUUUAUUAUCUAUGGGAGAUAAAACUCACAGUCAGUUAAUGGAAUUAAUGCCAGAACGUUCUGGCAGUACACAAAAUAGAGAUUUUGAAUCUGUAUUAGCCGAUGUUGCAGUGUAUAGAGCACCUAAUCUGGAAGCUAGUGGAAACAUGCAGCAAGGAAUGUAUGGUCCAAAACCACGUCUGGUCUGGGAGGAAUUAUUUGAUCCUUUACAUGUAUUACUAAGAGCAGCACAAAAAGGAGAUUUCCAGAUGGCAAUGGAUCGCUUUACUGAAUACGUGAAACAAUCAGGAAAAUUGAAAAACAGUGCUAUUCCAUGGCCACCAUUUAGGCAUCCUGCUCCUGUUUCACCAGCAUAUGAUGAUCCACGAAUCGUACUAAGAUCAAGAGUUUUUCAUGCUAUGAUUUUAAUAAUUUUGUAUAAAGCGGUAUAUGGACAUAAUAUAUCAGAGCAUGCAAUGGCAUUGACUAUUUAUUUAUUAGAAAUGGCAGUAAUUACUGCAGAAAUACGUGAUAAAUCUAUGAAUUCCUUAUGUCAAUAUACCAGUGAUGAACCACCUCGUAUAAUAAAAGAUAUGGAUUUAAGUAAUUGGUAUAAAAGUGAUGAUUUAUCAGAAAACUUGAGGACUGUGAUACCUCAAGUCAUCUUGGUCCAAGAAUCAGAGUCAAGUAAUUCAGAUAGCGACUUUGAGUGGGAAAUUCAAAGUGAUGUAACUGAAAUGGGAACUUCUCUCAUGAUAAAUGAUGCAAUAGAUGAAGGUUCUUUAGAAGUUUUAGCUCUUCCAUCUUUAGAUACUAUCAGUAAUGAUACUGCAUUACAAAUUGCUGUGAAUACUUCUUUACCUGCUUUACCUCAAGCAAAUGACCAAUUUCAAUUAACUUUUGUAGCUGAAGAUGGAAUUGUUACUAUAUCAGAAGCUAAUAGUGAAGAUGAUUUAAUAUCUCUACAAAGAGCUUUGCCAUCAUCCACCGAAGAAUCCAUGGCCCUUGCCCUUGAAUCACCUCCUUUACCAAACAAUAUCGGUAGUCAACCUGCAUUGCCACCUGCACCUCAACGGCCUGCUGUUAUGGCUGGCAAUGAAAUAGUUGCUGCAACAACAGUGUACUCAAGACUCAGUAAUUCUAGAGUAACAACAACAGAAAUUGUUCCAUCUACAUCAAGUUCACAUAAACACUUCAAAAGAAGAGAUGCCCAGGGUGGAUCGUUACAAUCACAAACUGUGAAAGUAGACGAGAGUAUAAUCACAUUAUUGUUAAAAUUGCACUCACAGUUGUCAGGUGUUUCGGAUAGUUACAAUCUCGAACAGAGUACAAUGAUGGAUAGUGAAGCUAGUAGUAGUUCAACCACAGAACCAACAGAAUCGCGAAUUGGUGAUGGUCCGUUCUUUAUUGCGCAACUACUGAACAAAAUAGCAAACUUAAAUCCUACGUGCAAAGAUGCUAUAAACGAAGCUAGGAACAAAUUAUGGCCAAGUAUGCAGGAAAGCGAAGAUAAACGAGAGAAAGAAGAUCGGGAAAGAGAAGAGAGACGAAGACGGGCAAAAGAAAGGCAGCAAAAGUUAAUGGCAGAAUUCGCCAAUAAACGAAAGCAAUUCAUGGAAAAAGCAAUGGAAACAGACGAAGCAGGGGUAUCUGGUAUGGAUUGGGAUCAAAAAGAUAAUGCUACCAAAUUAACUAACAAAAAAGAGUAUGAUUGUGUUAUUUGCAGUCAAAGUAGUCCUAGUACCGAAAAUAAUCCUAUGGGUCUUGUUGUAUUAGUUCAAGGAACAAGUGUUAUUGGUCACGAACGACAACAAGCAGAUAGACUGGUUUUACCUACUUCUGACGAUGAUCCUCCUAUACCAAAGUGUGAUACACGUGGUGCUUAUUUUGAUCGUAGAAUGGAUGCAAUGGACCGACAUUUUGAUACCAUUUCGUUGCUGUUAUCCGUUAAUCUAGGUUGGAGAGGUGGAGUGUAUGUGCAGACGUGUGGACAUCACUUACAUUUAGAUUGUUUAUUGCCAUAUAUAGAAUCUCUUGAUCAUCAACAAAGACAACUUUCCCUUGCUGUAGAUAGCGGUGAAUAUCUCUGUCCACUUUGUCGGCAAUUAGCUAAUUGUUUCCUUCCACUUUCUCCACAAUUGGGGAAAUGUGCAGAAAUUGUACGAUCGCCUUAUGUACCUUUUCCUAUAAUGCUUCCGGAGAUAAAUAAUCUAUUGAAAGAAGUACAACGAAAUCAUCCACUAACGAGACGAACAUUUUUAUCUGAAGCAAUGCACAAAGCAGUACAGGACAUGACAAGGUGCACAAAAUCAAAGUGUCAACAACAGCAUAGUUACAAAAGUUUGUUUGUUUUCAUAACUUCUAUAGCACGAACUAAUUUCGAAAUUGAACUUGUUCAACGUGGUGGGUCAUUGUGUAUUCCACCGCCUACUACGAUACCUUUAAGGCCAAAACGUGAUUGCAUUGUUGCUCUUCUCCACGUUCUGGCAAAGAGCGCACGUGUGUGUAUGUUCUGGCCGGUACAAUACACAUGGCAACAGCUAUGCACUCCAUUCACUACAACAUUACACGAGGGAGAAGUCCCUUUACUUCUCAGAGAUCCGACUGCUCUUCUCAUACAGUUUAUAUUAUUGCUACCUUUGCACAUGGAACAAGCGUAUUUCUCUAGUGUAGUAAAAAUUAUCUACAACUUUUUGUAUUAUCAAGUUAUAGUACAAAUAAGCUGUGGUCUCACACAAGCAGAAAGAAAUUCAUUUUUAAGAAGAGAAUGUGUUGAGCAUAGUUCUAUGUCUUCUGAGACUAUAUUAUGUAAAAUUAUUGAAUAUUUUAGUAAUAGUCCACUUUACCAUUCAGAUACUGUACUAUAUGAUCCAUCCACUUCAUCGUGCACACCAUAUGCACGAGAUAAGAUGCAUAAUAUUGAACAACAGAUACAAUUUAUGUGCUUACCGUUUUUACGAAUAGCUGCAUUACUCCGUUACCACUUAUACGAGGAACCGUUACCUAUAAUUAGGGCCCCAGAAGCUGAAUUUGCGAGAUUAGUUCGUUAUUUGGAAUUAGUUACAGAAAGUAUGGAUUGGAAUAUGUUUAAUUCAGCUAUAGCUUUGAACUGGCAAGAUAGCGAGAGUAGUGUAGUAGUGCCUCGUACUAUUAUCAUGGGCGACAGUGUUGUCAAGGUCAUUCAAUUCCGCAGGAGAUUAGUAUUUGCUUAUUAUGUGGUGCCAUCGUUUGUUUAAAACCAAAACGGAAGCCGUGGAACGUAUGCGAAGUUGUUCAACAUUCGAUUGAUUGCGGAGGUGGAACUGGUAUAUAUCUGGUGGUAACAUCAACCUAUAUUGUAGUAAUUCGAGGUCAACGUGUUUGUUUAUGGGGAUCUUUAUAUCUCGAUGAUUUUGAGGAAGAAGAUAGAGAUCUGAAACGCGGGAAACCUUUAUAUUUAAAUCAAGAUAGAUACCAAUUAUUAGAGCAGCAAUGGCUAGCGCAUAGGUUUGACCAUACGAAAAAAACAUGGGUAUGGCAUCAUGAUAUACUAUAAUAGUGUUGAAAAGUGGUGCUCUAAAACGAGUACGAAACUUUCAACAAGUUUAUUUCCAUACAAUGCCUCGCCAAGAAAUAACAUCGCUUUAAGAAUUAACAGAUUGCUCUAAUACACUUUAUGGAUAAUUAUAUUUAUUAUGACGCAGUGACGUAAGUAGACAUAAUAUUGAAUGAAAGUAUUACAAGAAAAAAAAUAUGAGGUGAGAGCUGAAUUAAUAUUGUUUAUAGUCAUAAUACAUGAAAGAUUAUAUUCGAAGAAAUGUAUGUUUUGAAUUAUACAUUGUACAUUCUAUUUAAGUAUAUACAUACAAAUUAUGUCCUAAUAAAAAAAAAAGUACUUAUUUAGUGUGUAGCAUUUGUUGUACUUAAGAGACGAAUGUUAUUGAAUUUCUUAGUCGAAAUUUCGGUUAUACUAAGAAUCGGAUAAAUUAUAUUGUUGAAGAUAAAUAAUAUCAUACUAUUAAUGAAAUUAUGAUUUUUUCCGUCAAAAUAAAUUGAAUUUAUUGUGUGCUUUUUUCAUUGUAGGAAAAAUAUGGAAAGAAAAUUCGUUAUAUUCUAUAAUUUAUUAUCAUAAUUACUUUUGUUGAAAAAUUUUAUUUCAAAUAUUUUUUUUUUGUAUUCUAUUUACUCAGAAAUAGAGUAUUUUAUAAUUCAUUAGUAAAUGGAGAAAAAUAUUGAAGGUCUAUAAACAUGACAAAAUCAAAGACUGAUGUCUUUAUAAGGACUUUGUUUCUGGAUAAAUUUAAGAAUGGGCUCGAUUUUAUCUCUGUUUUGUUAUAACUCGCAACACUCGUUUAUUCUGAUUCUGAAUUUGUACAAGCAAGAUAGAAAUAUUGAUACAUGAAUUUUUAAUUAGGAGGUGAAGGGAAAAUUUUUGUGUUAAAUUGGCAGAGAUUUUAAAGAAUAAUUUUCUUUUCUAGAUUUGUUCAUGUUUUUAAUAAGAAUGAUCUGUAAAUUAUGUUUGGAAUAUCAAAUUAACAUGUGUUUUUAUUAUUAAAUCCAGAGUCAGCAAUGUAGUAAUAAGUGAGAUUGUUAUUAACACCAUAAACGGUAUUGUAAAAUUUUCUCUUGUAAAAAUAAUUUUUAUUCUAAUUUAAUAAUGUGAAUUUUUUGCAACAGUUCAUGAGAAACUAUAGAAAAUUAUUAUCAAUCAGUGAACUCGAGAUUCAGACAAUAUUUGAUGCAUUAUUUUUCUGUAUGCAUAUUUAUGGGCUGUGUAUAUGAACCUAUAAACUCAUUUUAUUAAACGAACUAUUUAUCUACUCGUUUUUUCGCACCGGUGCAUAAAUGUUAAUUAAGUAAUUGAACUGUGGCAAUUAAGUUGUUAUUGUUUUUGAAGAAGCAAUUUAUAUGCAAAUAGUUUUAAUUAAAAACUGAUUUUAAAUCUUGUUGUACAUUUUGAUUAUUGGAACUUAUAACAAACAAAUUUUCGUUCAAGAUUUCAAUUUUUAUUAUUCUAUGAUUACACGAACAAGAAAUUGCUUCUUCCAGAUUAUAGAUCACUGUAAAUGUGUAAUAAUGAUAGGAUGCCACACUUAAGAUUGCUAGUUAACUCAAGAUGAUCUGUACAUAGUUAAUUAUUUUUAUGAAUGUCCGCUUAUAAUGUUAAAAAUUUGCAAAUAAUACGUUAAGAAGUGCUAAAAAAUAAAUAAUAAUAGCAAUUAUCAAUUCUGUUCAAUGUAUAAAUAAAAGCAAUUCUAUUAAAUGAAAAGAUUGCCUUCUAAUCCACAAGUAUUUUUAUUUGUUUCACUACUUCUUAAACGGUAUGUAAACUAAAUAGAGAAAGAUGAAGAAUCAUUUAUUUUCUAGAUAAUUAUUACAAGUAAUUUAUGGUUUUGGCAAAUGCAAACAUAUUUUGUAAAAUCGAUGAAGCUAGAUGCAAUUUUACUGUAAAUCUAACGAUUAUUACAAUAUUAUUUAUAUCAAAAUCAUUUUCUGUUUUUGUUACGAAAAUGAGAGUCUAGUUCUUAUUAUUACUCAAUUAUCCUUCUAUUUAACAAGUGCUACAAGUUUCAUAAUAGAGUAUCACUAAAAGUAAUAUAACUAUUAUUUUUACUUAUUUGCUCUAUGGAAACGUCUACUUAAAUUACUUCCAUUAUUUAAAAAAAGCAAAUGUUUAAAAAUACAAUAGUGAAAGAAAAAUUCCAAUUAAUCUUUACACGUUAUUAAUGAAAACAGAAACUAUAUUACUUAUCUGUACAAGAAUAAAUUUUAUUACAAUUUAUAAAAAUUUUGCCCUGUUAAAUUAAUGAAUGAGUAUUUUGUAAUAAGGAUGCUUACAUAGAAUUAUAUUGCUUCAAACGAAAGUUAUAAAUUAAGAAAUAAAAAAUUUAGAAAAUUUGUAAAUCUUCAGCCCAAUUAGAGUAAUUUUUUUUUAAAUAAAAAUGUUACCUACAUAUAUAUGGAAAAUAUUACAGCAUUACAAAUAACUUAUUAUCAAUUUGUAUAACGAUUUAAAUUUUCAUUAUAAUACUUAUGAUAAAAAUCGAAAUCUACAAGUUCUCCAGAAGCAUCCACAUUACUUACAUUGAAUCAAUCGUUUUAUAAUUGUCCAAAAAGAAAAUUAAUUUUGUUUCAUAUCAGUGCAUGCCAGUCAAAGUAGAAAAUACUUUUGUAUUAAAAUUAUAUAAAAAAAAGCAAAGAGAAAAUAUUACAAUUAUUUCUUUUAUUAUAGACGUACCUUAAACGCAACAAUUUUGUUUAAAUCAUGUUUACAUUAUACAAUAUUUGUCGUGCUUUAGUAAUGAAAUUAAACUUCUGUGAUCUAAAUCUAAGAAUUUAGAAAUCCAUAAAAUCUAAAUAUACAGCCAAAUACUAAUUAAUGGACAAAAUUUACGGCAUU
Heterotrigona itama is the source of this 9107-nucleotide messenger RNA. Lineage: Eukaryota; Metazoa; Arthropoda; Insecta; Hymenoptera; Apidae. The record is from the annotation of a GenBank genome assembly.